This is a messenger RNA of Hyalella azteca, 6447 nucleotides long. RefSeq names its product E3 ubiquitin-protein ligase MARCHF6. Lineage: Eukaryota; Metazoa; Arthropoda; Malacostraca; Amphipoda; Hyalellidae. Gene Ontology annotation, molecular function: zinc ion binding. Gene Ontology annotation, cellular component: endoplasmic reticulum membrane. The annotation marks the transcript as partial. The record is from RefSeq and is a predicted model, not a curated record. The transcript is spliced from 19 exons.
AUAUAUGCCGGGUCUGCCGCUCUGAAGCAACGGCUGACAGGCCUCUCUUCCAUCCAUGCAUUUGCACAGGAUCAAUAAAGUUUAUUCACCAAGACUGUUUAGUACAAUGGCUUCGGUACUCUCGAAAAGAGUAUUGCGAGCUAUGCAAACACAGAUUCAGCUUUACUCCAAUUUAUUCCCCCGACAUGCCCAAUCGAUUGCCAAUAGCAGAUAUUUUAUCUGGCUUAGCCAGAAGUAUGGGAACAGCAAUAAGAUACUGGCUCCACUACACCCUUGUAGCAGUCGCAUGGCUUGGAGUUGUACCUCUGACAGCUUGCAGAAUUUACCGGUGCCUCUUCACAGUGUCAGUUGCUUCACUGUUUGAACAAGUCACUGACUUACUUUCUACGGAUAAUUUGUUAUCAGACAUUUUUCAUGGAUGUCUGGUCGUCACAUGUACACUCUCCGCCUUCAUCAGCCUUGUGUGGCUAAGAGAACAAAUUUUACAUGGCGGUGGACCUGACUGGUUAGAUAUUAGGGAUCAUGGAGACGCUGGUGGCGCUGCACUGGGUGGAGAAGACCUCAUUGCUGCUGCUGCUGUUCCUCCCAAUGCUGGUGUGGCCAACGGUCAUGGGUUGGGUGCUGUGGACCCAGGCAUGCAGGCUGGCAUGAUGCAACCCAACAUUGACAUCGCUGCUCAGAACUUGAACGCGGCUGACCCCAAUGACCCCGAUGACCUCGCCAACCCUGAUCUUGCUAAUCCCAUCAAUCCUGAUGGUGGGGAAGACAUCAACUGGAACCCCAUAGAGUGGGAUAGAGCCGCUGAGGAGCUCACGUGGGAGCGUCUGUUGGGCUUGGAUGGGUCGCUGGUGUUCCUUGAACAUGUCUUCUGGGUGGUGUCCUUGAACACCAUGUUCAUCCUGGUCUUUGCAUUCUGCCCGUACCACAUUGGGCACUUCAGCCUGGUGGGGGUGGGCGUGAAGGCGUGGGUGGCGUCCUCGCACUUUGAAGGCAUUCUGACAGCGCUCUGCGGCUACUGUGUGCUGGGCGUAGCGCUCAUGCUCAUGCACGCUCUCGUCGCCCUCACUAAACUCACCAAGCUGCGGCGUGCGCUGGGUCUAUGCUACGUGGUGGUGAAGGUGGCGCUGCUGUCCGUUGUAGAGAUCGGGGUGUUCCCCCUCAUUGGCGGGUGGUGGCUUGACAUCUGCUCCCUGUCUCUCUUCGACUCCACUCUCAAGGACCGUGAAGCAAGUCUCCGCAAAGCCCCAGGUUCGAUGAUGUUCUUCCACUGGCUGGGAGGGAUGGUCUAUGUCUUCUACUUUGCCUCGUUCAUCCUACUGCUGCGUGAGGUGCUCAGGCCUGGUGUGCUCUGGUUCCUCAGGAACUUGAACGACCCUGACUUCAACCCUGUCCAGGAGAUGAUCCACCUCCCAAUUUUCCGACACUCGCGUCGCUUCCUGGCGUCGACGGUGAUAUUCGGCUGCACGGUCCUGCUCAUGCUGUGGCUACCUAUCCGCAUCGUGCACCUGGUGUGGCCGUCCUUCCUGCCUUACUACUUCCCUAGAUCUAGUGACACGGUGGGCAGCGAACUGUUCCAAGAGCUGCUGCACUUCCAAGUGAUCCUGCCUGCGCUGCUGGAACAGAGUCACACAAGGGCGUGGCUGAAGCUCGUCGUGCGGCAGUGGUGUGUGGUCGUGUCCAAGCUUCUUGGCAUCAGGAGCUACUUGCUGGGUGAUGUGCCCUUAGACCCGCAGGCGGGCAUCCUGAUCGGCGACGAGGCUGCACCCGACAUGGCCAGGCUGGACGAAGCUGAGGGUCUCCCUGUGGACCCUCUGGUGGAUGCGCCACACGCCGCGCCAGAACAUCGUCGUGACGAUCAGCCGGACGAUCUCUUCCAAGACAACGACGGCAACAACAACAUCAAUAACAACAACAAUAACAACGAUCUCAUGGCUGAAAAUUUGCUGGUGCCUCAGGUUGUUGCUGACGACUUGGCAGCUCCUGGUGGCAAUCAUAACGAUGCGCCUCGGCAUGUGCCUGAUGUUGCUGCUGCUCCUGAGCCUGCUGCUCCCCCACCUCCUGCAGCAGAUUUGUUCGGCGCUGUUGGAGAUGAAGGCCCGCUGGGAGGAGGCCUCGGGGCCGCCCACCAGGCGCUCUUACAGCGGGAGGGACCCAUCGGCUUCCGAGCAUACGUCCAGCCGCCGUGGUUCGGCGUGCGCAUCGUGCUGCUGGUGCUGCUGAUGUGCGCGAGCUUGACGGUCUCAGCGAUGGUGUGCCUCACGCUGCCUGUCUCCCUCGGCAGGCAGACCAUGGCUCUCGUGCUCGGCAAAGAGUCUAAGUUCCACGAGUUGUACACGGGGUCGUGCGGCCUGUACAUGUGCCUGCUGUUCGUGCGCGCCGUCACGCUGGUCGUGUCCUGGUGUCAGCUUGGCUGGACGCAGGUCAUCAAUAAACUCAAGGGAUGGACCGUCAUGGGGGUGAAGGCAAUUGUAGGCAUCAUCGUGGUGGCGGUGGUGAUCCCCCUGCUGGUGGGUGUGCUGGUAGAGCUGGUGCUGCUGCUUCCCCUUCGUGUUCCUCUCCACCAAACGCCUGUGCUUUUCCUCUGGCAGAACUGGGCCCUGGGUGUGCCGAACACAAAGAUCAUCUGCGCGUUGGUGAUGAUGGGCCCCAACUGGUGGCUGAAGACGCACCUCGAGCAGAUAUACCUGCGUGGCCUCCGUAACGUCGACCUCAAACUUGUGGUGGUGGAGACAGCCUUCCCUGUUAUUGUGGGCCUCCUGGUGGCGCUCACGCUGCCCUUUGUUAUCGCCGAGAGCAUCGCGCCGCUGCUGGUUGAGCAUGAAGCUUUGGUUCUGAUAAAACGGCGUAUCUACCCUGCAAUGCUGUUCGUAUCAGUGACGAUGUUGCUGGUGCGUAUCCAACUCACACAGUUCUCACGCCUCUACGAACAUAUCAAGAAUGACAAGUACCUAGUGGGUCGUCGCUUGGUCAACUAUAACCACAUACGCAACUAUAACUUCAACCAGAGCAACAAUGAUGGUAGUGGUGGUGGUGGUGGUGGUGGAGAAGCACCCAACAACCCCCCUGCUGGUGAUGACAUCGCCGAUGAUGCUGGUGCAGUUGCCGCUGGCGGGAUUAACAGUGCUGAUGAUGUUGGAGGCGAUAAUGAUUUGGAUGUCCUCAGUGGCGGUUCAGAGCAUUCAAAUGCCAGUGUGGACGACGACGAAGACAUCAGAGAAAUGGACGAGCGGCAGCUGCUCCUUAAUUUAGGCCUCAUGGACGCCCCUGAAAACGUAGUGCGGUGAGCCUUGAUCACCAUUCUAGUUGUUCAUAUGUGAAAGUUUGUUCUGAAAUUAGCUAGGUGGUCCAUAUUAAUUAGGUUCUUCCCGGUUUUCUGAAACGCUAGCAAACCCAUACUUCUAGUUUUACUAAUACUACUAGACUAUUAUUUUUGCUGCCCAUAAACUGUGAAAUAAUCAGUUUCAACACUCAAUUAUUGACCUGCACAUAAAUUCUUUAAAACUGUAUAUAUUGGUUGCAUGAACCGUUUCCGUGAUGGCCAGAAUACCUACUUGGUAUACAUAGUAGUUGAGACGUGUAUCGUUACUUGCCAAGCUAUCAAGUAAGCAUGAUUGUAAUAUUGGGAGUUAUUGUACUGUUGAUUUGAAAUGGAACAUACCCAACCAGUCACUUUAUUCUUAGGCCGAUGAAGAAAGACUAUCUUGUUAAGAACUAUUUUACUUUAAUGUGCUCAAACUUAUCAGAUGUCAAACGCAUUAUAUUUCCUUUCAUACGUGACUCCAGUUCAGUGAACUAUAGAAAAUCUGUAGAGUUUCCAGUCGUCGAUUUUCAAAGUCUCGCUUUUGUUCUAACAUUAAAUUGGGACAUACCGACAAUUUUUUGCUGUUGCUAUUGAAUUUCUUUUUUGUUGCUCUAAGAAAAGACUCGUCAACCAAUCUGCAAGUCGCCCUUUAAUGUUUGCGACAAACACUUAACUUAAACCAUUCUCGAUGUCACUAAAUUGCAAAUUAUCAUCGUCUCUUCUGUGAUCAUAACCUUAAAUGUUAUAGGAUUUACUAAUGCAAGAGACUCUUCCUUUUUUCGCACCAGCUAUUAAUACCAUUAAUCCAAUUACAAUAAAUUUUAAAAAAUGAAUACAAUAUGAUGUUUUCUUGUGUUCUAUUGGUUGUAUUAUUGCAGCUUGAUUGAUGUUUGCCUUGAAUGUUGGUUAAAUUUGAAUAAGAAGUUUUGUCAUUUGAUCUGCAUUAGAUCCUAGCUAUGUUUGUUGACGUGCUUGGACAUAGGCGAUGUCGUAGCUUUUUGGCAACGCCGAGUCUGGCUGUAAAGUUCAUCAAGCUUAUAGACGGUUUAGCUUUGACAUCAAAAACCACCUCAGCGUGUUGUUGCUCUUGCAGGCUACAGCUCUUGAAUUAGUGAAGGAAAAAAAUUAUAUUCAUUCGCUGGGUUUCAAUAUACGAAUAGUAGCUCGUUAUAGGGAUGCGCCCCUACAGAAAUUCAUUUUCUUUCGUGCCUCUGCUAUUAAAUCUUGUCAAUAAUUCCAUGUAUUACUAUUAUAUUGAGCUAACUUUACUCCGUUUCUGCUGCUCACCAUUGUUUUACUUUUCAUGUAAGAUUUUGAGGAAUUGUUCAUUCAUGUAGAUUUACCUUUGUUGUGUUACUGCUCAGGUUUGCUUUCCGCAGAGAGUGAGGAUCAAUAUUUCUCUGUAAAUGCAUUCUGAUCGAUGAAUCUCUCCGCUGCGGAAUAUGAAAUUUAUUCGUUAUUAAUCAACAUCGGCAUAUCCUGCCAUUCUAUUUGCUGGCUGGAAAUGAUGUUCUGCGGUGUACUACUCUAGUACGUAUACAUAGAAGACUUGUGUAUAAGUCCGUUGUAGCUGAUCAUAUGAGGGGCCAGAAGACUGCUCGCUCUGAAUUCUUAAACUUAUUUGUGUGCGCUGCUUGCCCAGUCUUCAUUGGAGAGCAGGAGCCUUUGGGAGUCAACUUUACUGAUCCGUAAUUACUUCAUUACUGUUGAAUAAUUGCGGUACUCAGUUGAAAAUGAUGACUCGUGAGUACGGUGAGUUUGUGGAGAAGUGGGGAUUUUUUUUCAAUUAUCGAAUAAGCCUCUAGGCUUAUUCAUUUCGCCAUUUUACUGCUGGGUAGCCAAAAUAAGCUUACUCUUUAGUAAACGCAUUUUUUCAAGCCUGUCUCGCCAACUCAUAGAUUAUGAUGAAUAUAAUCUAAAGGUUCGAAUUGUGUUCUUGAAAUGGUCUAAGCAUUAAACACUCGUGAGAAAUACAUACAAAAUUUAUUUUUUUUACAUUUUCUUAGUCGACUCAAGAAAACGAGUCAGAAAAUGUCCCCUCUCUACUCGUUACGAAGAUGAAUUGGGAAGAAAACUUUUUGGUCAUCCCAUUACCCACAUUUGACUAAACUUGUGCUGGACAUGAGAGUAAGUUGAAUCGUCUUUGUUUUCAUAAUUAACGGCUGUUAUUUUAUUACUUGUAAGUGAAAAACCUAAACGAUUCCUAUACAUUCAUGUGUGUCCUUCAAUUUGAUUACCUGUAUAUCUCGAAUAAUCUUUCCACCCGUGUGCAUUAGGCGACUCUGUUGUCUUAUUUUACUGCAUUCUGUUGCCUUUUUGAUGUGUAUUAUUUAAAGCAGCACAUAUAAUGAUGAAAUUAUUUCACGUGCGUAAUGCUGUUCCUAAAAUUUGAUGGUCGUUAUUUUCAAGACGUGUUAAUUUUGGUUAUAGUUUCCCUAAAGGGCAAUUUUUACUUGUUUGUCGUGUACGUUGAAGGCGUUCAAAUACUGGUAAUGGUAUUGCAUUACAGCAAUUGCCACUGUUAGUAGUUAUCAUGUCCGCAAAUAUCUCGGCCGUGAUAUCCUUUUAAAAAUUAAGUAGCAGGGGAAUCAGGCACGGACUCCCAAGUGCGAGACGGUACAUUUCUAGGAGCCAUAAAUCACCUUUCCAAAUCAAACCGUCUCAUUUAUGCCUUUCAACAAAUUGUAUCGACAGGAAUCAUGAGAUAAUUUGACUAAUUUGCAGCAUGCGCACACUUUAGUUCAGCUUAAAGUAUACCAUAUGAAUCGUUAUUAAUUUUUGUUAUCGAUUUUUUCGCCGUCUAUCUCAUUUUUCAUAGCUGCUAGAUUAGAAGAAGGAAGAGCAGAAGCUUGCUAUCAGCCUGUUGGGCAACCACGUUCUUUACACCAGGUUUCCGCGAAUACUUUUACCCGCUUGUUGAGAACCAAGGUGUUCACAAUGAGGUCUGGACCUUAAUUGGCCAUCACGGCCUUCCUCACGCGUGCAGCGAGUGUUGUUGAGAUUGGUAGUGUCUGUACCUGCUUUCACUAGCCGGCUAUACAUAGCUCAUUAUAAUAUUCCUUAGCGGCCUCUAAGCUUAUUUCUUUCGUCAUUUUACUGCUGGGUAGCCAUAAUAAGCUUACUCUUUAGUAAAUGUAUUUUUCCAA